AGAGAGGCGUCGACCACAGCGCGUUUCUGAGAGGGCGCUCUGGAUCCCUCGGCGUCUUCCGGCGGCCUUGAGGUCGCCACCCUGGCCGCUCUGGCCCGUCUGGCGUUGGGUGGGCGGCAUAGCUACGCUCACAUGAGCCAGCGGCAUUACGGCCGCAAUGGUCGCGGUCGGGGCCGAUCGAAGAAGAAGAAGGGCAAAAACUACAUCCCGGAAAGGUGGAGAGACUAUCUCCCAGUUGGACAGCGGAUGCCUGGGACUCGUUUCAUUGCUUUCAAAGUUCCUUUGCAAAAGAAAUUUGAAGCAGAGCUUAUGCCAGAAGAGUACUUUUCUCCUUUGGAUCUUUUUAAUAAAAUUCAAGAACAAAAUGAAGAACUUGGAUUGAUAAUUGAUUUAACAUAUACUCAGCGCUAUUAUAAAGCAGAGGAUUUGCCAGAAACUAUUUCUUACAUAAAAAUUCUUACAGCUGGCCAUCAGGUACCUGAUAAUGGCACUAUUCUUAAGUUCAAAUGUGCAGUUAAAGAGUUUUUAAAGAAAAACAAAGACAAUGACAAACUUAUUGGUGUCCACUGCACCCAUGGCCUAAACAGGACUGGCUACCUCAUUUGCAGAUAUUUGAUUGAUGUAGAAGGCAUGAGGCCAGAUGAUGCAAUUGAAUUAUUCAACAGCUGCCGGGGGCACUGCAUAGAAAGACAGAACUACAUUGAAAACCUGCAGAAUCGUCGUGUCAAAAAGAAACGGAAUACUAGCACGUCUAAGUCAGGUGAUCUUGAAGACUCAGCACAUCUUACUGAACAAGUCCACAGCACUAAGAAGCCUGUGAACCAAGGACCUCGGAACCAUUGGCCUGCUGGUCGUCCAAUACCUUCCCGACAUUUUUACACCCAGUCCCAGUACUCCCAGCAAUUGUUCAGAAAAUUUUCACACAACCAGAGUGUUUACCAGAGAGGCCUUAUCCCUCUUCCUGGUCCGGCUGAAGAGUACUAUUUUCAGAGAAGAUUCUUCUGGAGCGUGAAGCAAAAUGGUAGUCAAGCAACCCAGAAUAAGAAGUGGAUUUCCGGUAGUUACCAGAGGCCGUUCUACCCAGCCUACUAGGGAUGAAUCCAGUGAGGCACACGUGGAUGGGCUCUUACAGGGGCCACCUGAAAUCAGAGCUGGACAGAGGACAGCUGGAUUACUUUUAAUAAAAUCAGGUCAAAGCAA
Molecule: messenger RNA, 1200 nt
Organism: Myodes glareolus (Bank vole)
Lineage: Eukaryota; Metazoa; Chordata; Mammalia; Rodentia; Cricetidae
Gene: Dusp11
Product: dual specificity phosphatase 11
Biological process (GO): protein dephosphorylation
Molecular function (GO): polynucleotide 5'-phosphatase activity
Source: RefSeq, a predicted model, not a curated record